Molecule: messenger RNA, 504 nt
Organism: Leptosomus discolor (cuckoo roller)
Lineage: Eukaryota; Metazoa; Chordata; Aves; Leptosomiformes; Leptosomidae
Source: RefSeq, a predicted model, not a curated record
UUGCUUUCCUGUCAAAGCCUCAAGGCUUGGUUACUCCCAAGAAAAAAGGGAACGGGAAUAAAAGAAGAAAAGGCAAAGGCCUGGGGAAAAAGAGAGACCCGUGCCUGCGGAAGUACAAGGAUUUCUGUAUUCACGGCGAAUGCAAAUACAUCCGAGAGCUGGGAGCUCCAUCCUGCAUAUGUCAGCCAGGAUACCAUGGAGAGAGAUGCCACGGCCUCUCGCUGCCUGUGGAACACCCCCCCAGUGCGUACGACCACACCACGGCACUGGCUGUCGUUGCUGUCAUCCUGUCCUCCCUGUGUCUCGUCAUCAUCGCAGCCCUGCUGAUGCUCAGGUGUCACAAGAGGGGUGUCUACGAUGUAGAAAACGAAGAGAAAAUCAAGCUGGGCAUCACUGUGAAUCACUGAGGAUGCCAGGUGCUAGCGAGGGGUCGGCACUAAGGCACAUCUACCUCCUGGAAGAGGCGAGAGCCACGGAGCCAGCGCCGUCCCUGGAGCCCACAGC